Messenger RNA from Striga asiatica, 432 nucleotides. The record is from the annotation of a GenBank genome assembly. NCBI's taxonomy places the organism in Eukaryota, Viridiplantae, Streptophyta, Magnoliopsida, Lamiales, Orobanchaceae.
AUGCAUUUUGAAAUAGAACAUGGGCUGCCCAAGGCUGAUCUUAUCUAUCAUUUCGAAGCCUCCGGGUCGUUUGUGUACUUCUGGGUCCAGUCUUCUUUAGACGGCCUUCAGGUCGUCUUUGUGAGAGUUAGAUCGUCUAACCACUCGGUCGACCCAUUUAUACUUGGUGUUUUUCCGGAACCCAAUUAUGACUAUACCAAAUAUCGUGCGACUUUGAAAUCGGAUGGUGUUUUUCGUAGCAGCCCAAGGGGUUGGUUUACUUUUGGACAUGCUUCGUUUGCUUUGCUCUUCUUCUUCGGGCACAUUUGGCAUGGUGCUAGAACCUUGUUCAGAGAUGUUUUUGCUGGUAUUGACCCAGAUUUGGAUGCUCAAGUAGAGUUUGGAGCAUUCCAAAAACUUGGGGAUCCAACUACAAGAAGACAGCCAGUCUGA